Messenger RNA from Candidozyma duobushaemuli, 6924 nucleotides. It is a transcript of the gene MEC1, whose product is annotated as protein kinase. Gene Ontology annotation, molecular function: protein binding; protein serine/threonine kinase activity. Bases 1 to 6924 code for a protein of 2307 amino acids. Gene Ontology annotation, cellular component: nucleus. The record is from RefSeq and is a predicted model, not a curated record. NCBI's taxonomy places the organism in Eukaryota, Fungi, Ascomycota, Pichiomycetes, Serinales, Metschnikowiaceae. The transcript has 2 exons. Gene Ontology annotation, biological process: protein phosphorylation; DNA damage checkpoint signaling; telomere maintenance.
AUGACAAAUGCAUAUCUACGAACAACGCCCGAGGAGUUGACGUUAUUCCUAGACGACGUGAAAAAAAAUGUGACAUCCGAUGAGGAUACCGAUUUUAAAAAACUCCUACUAUACCUCUAUGGCUUUGCGAAUGCCAAGUUAGAGGCUCUACGGUCAGAGAAGACCUCUGGUGGCCCAUCUCACACGAUGAACCUACUGCUAAGGCUAGUGGACACCAUUGCAUUGGUACUCUCCAAAAAGAAGCACCUACUCAAUGCUGAAAUCACACCAGAUGAAGUAUCACUGGUUCUCCUAGAUACCAAGACGGUACCUGUUCCCUUCGGUAUUCAGAAUGUCUACGAAUGGGGCAUACAUUUUUCCAUGAGCUGGCUACUGCAAUUCUCAAACAAUAUGGAUGUCACGAACAUAAUAAAGCUGCUUCUUAUCGGCCUCAUCAACAGUGUCACUGUUCAUGUUAAUGGGUUCAAAUACGCCAGACAAGUUCAAGUGGCCUUGAUGCGGAUUCUCAAGGAAAAUGUCUCCACGCUCUUCAAUGGAGUAAACCUAUUGAGGAGUCAGAUAAACACUUUGAACGCUACUGUGCAUUUGUUAAGUAUAGUUAACGACUAUGACGUCCAACGAAAGCUUCUACUCACAUCCAACGCGACCAAACUUGAGCUUGAAGGAUUCACGAAACGCGUAUGUUUUGUGCUUGAUGCACUCAAUUUCCAUGACAAAGACGAUGACCUUAUUCCUUUGGCUGAUAAUCUCAAAAGUGUACUACUAUUGGGCAUAACAAGUAACCUUCUAUUGGAUGAGAGCCUUAAAUGGUCACAAGUUACCUUCCUUAUGACCUGGAUCCACAAGCAUCUUGAAAGUUUUAGAAAGAACGGAAAGAUAGCGUUCCAAUUUAAGCAUUUCAACAAGGCCUUGUGCUCAUCUGUCAUGAGGAUUUACGUCUUUUGCCGUCGGAAAAGCUUACUCCAUAACUUUUUCAGCACCUUUGAUAUUACCGUCUUCGAAGAGCAGCACACGGUGAACAAUAUCGAGGAAAUAUUAUCAGCUUCCCGAUUCCCACCGUCGAUAAAGAAGAUGUCCCAUUUGCUUUUGCAUCAACAGUCAGUCAUCACUCAAGUGCCACUUCCGCCGAACGCAGCGCUUCUAGCAUCCCUUCCAUUUGUCGACGCCGAGCUCGACAACCUUAGAACACAGAUCCUAGAUGAAGACCGAGCUGAUAUAAAUAAAGCUCUCUACUUCAUUACAGAUCCACAAACGUCUUUCAAAAGAUAUCUCCAAUCACACAGCCAAGAUAGUCAACCUAAUAUGAAGCAUUGGCUCGAUUACGUUACAUCACUCGCUCAAAUGACGAAAAUUCAGUCUGAGAGGCUGCCAUUAAGUGAAAAUUCAUCAUUGCUUACCUUCAUCAAUGCUCUUGGAAAAGCUUUUGCGAUUCUUUCUGAAAAUUUCAGCUACAAGAAUUGUGAAUCGAUUGCCUUUACGAAGCUUUGUUCCCGAAACCUAUACAGCGAUAUUUCGCCAGAUCGACCUUCACUCGCGGAUGUGUUAAAUGUUGAUAUCAUUUAUCGAGAAAUCAUUUGCGACUUACUUCUCGACAUCGAAAGAAAGGCGAUCAUGGAGGAUUCUUCCUUGCUUGUGGGUUUUUUACUUAUCUUGUUUGACCUCUUCGCGUUAUUCAAACCAUUGACGAAAGACAUCGAGCAAGAGCCAUGCCACAUAUUCCUCCUUGAAUGCGUCACCACAAAAUCUACCUUAAUGGCGCUCAGUGAGUUGGCCAUCGUCUGUGAGGGUGAAUGGUUAUGUGUCAUCUUCAUCAAGAUGAUUGACUGUUUUGGUGAAGUAAAUGAGCAACACGUCAAUCUCGCUUACAACUCACUUCUUUACGUCGCAACGGCGAAAUCCUUGACUCCCUAUAAGCUUCUUUCUCCAUACUUACCGAGUAUCGCCGAGAGAAUUGUGAAAAAGCCUAGAAUGUUUUCGAGAAUUACUGGAAUAUUAGGAAUAUCCAAAAGGUUCUUUUUAAACCAAACAAGAGACUAUACAACUCCACGACUUCUUGAAUACUACAAGUAUGAUUUUGUACAAGAAAUUGCUGAUGCCUGCAACAUGGAUAAGACAAAAUUGGUUGCCAAAACACUUCCAAGGAUCAUGGCAACCUACCUUUGCAAAGACGAAGUCAUCAAUUCAGAAUACAUUGUCAAUGUUUUGAGCAAUGCAAGUCCACGGUAUCAACAUCUUUCAAUAACUGAUUUGAUCCCGAAUAUUGGAGAAGUUUUAUGGUAUAUUCUUCUCCAAAUCCAACUCGACGAGCAGGGGCAAAUUGUCAACGAAACGAAAAUCUUUGGUGCCAUCAAGUACAUCGCAAAGGUCAAUUAUGCUAAACGAUCAAAUCAGAAGCCUGACUCACAAAAGUUUGACUAUGUUAGGUACAUCUUGGGUGAACAUGUUCUCGAACUCGUUCAACGAUUCUCAGAGAAUGUACACCACAUGAAAGGCAUCAAGCCAUUUCUUGAAAAGGUCAGCUCUCUUAAUGCCAUUCAUUUUUUGAUUACUCGAAACAUUGAGGCUGCCGCUUCAGCUUUGGGGCAAAUUUCGACAUGCUUGCAGGCCUCGCUUGAGAAUUCCUCUCUUGAGGUGCCAGCUAUACAAUGUUGGAAUGUACUAGUACAAAAACUUGAUUCGGAAAGACUUGUUUCAUUGUUUGAUAUCACAAUCUCAUUGAUUUUCCAGAAAUUUGAUACUUUGCAACACAAAUCAAAACAGAUCGCAGUGAAAAUUCUUGAGAAGUUGUUUCUUGAGCUACGGGAUAGAUACAAGAAGUAUGCGCUAUACUACUUCUCUGUUCCAUUCAUCAAAAAUUUGGACAAAUACUUAAUUUUGGAUGCGACCUUCAUCAGUUUGAUGAAACCAAGAUCAAAAUUGAGUUACUUCCCUGAGUUCACAAGAAGACUUCAAACAAACAACAAGUAUGUUGUACAACAAGCUCUUGAUGAUCUACUCAAUUUCACCACGAAGUAUCAACUCAACUGUCAACGAGAUGACUUCAAAGAUUCUACAUGCGAGGAUGCAAUCUCUAUUUUAGUCAGAACACUUCUUGAUGUCUCAGUGCAAUUCAAGAACAAGAACCCUCUGAUUCCCAGCAAAUGCGCAAAAGUAUUAGCAAGCAUCGGUGCUUUGGACGCGAAUAGGUUCAAUUUCAAGACGAUCGAUUCAAGAAUUGUCAUACUUUACGAUUUUCAGGAUUAUAAAGAGAACGCGGAGUUUUUGAGUGAUUUUAUCCGAUCCCGAGUUAUCAAAAAUUUUUGGGCAUCAAACGAUCCGAUCAGACAAUUGUUCUCCGCCUACUCGAUGCAAAGAUUCUUGAAUGUGAUGGGUUUAGACACCUCUGUCUUGGAUUCCUCUAACCUGGGUAUUAGAGCGGAAGUUUGGAAUUCAUUUUCUGAAAUUGAUAAAUCAACUUUGACACCUUUGCUUUCAUCAAAAUAUUUUGCUCCAGAACCUCGGUAUGAGCCACUAGCAUUUCCAUACUUCAAGCUCGGUAUGAAACACGACAAAUGGCUCGUUGACUUUACCACGAAUCUUUUGAGAAGGCCACUUCACAAUAGCCUCAAGCAGCACGGAAAGAUGAUGUUGGCCAAGACUGUCAUUUUUCAAACCUGCUCAUUGCUCAUCAGGGAUGACGAAAUUUCCAUCGCUCAAUACUUGUUGAAGUACGUUGCAUUAAGUCACAUAGUCAAUGGCGAACAACAAGCGAGAAAAGAUAUUCUUGAUGAAAUCCUCACAAUACUCAAACUCGGUGUCGGUCAAAAUUUGACAACAGAAAGGAUGGAAGAACUCAAGGCAUGUUAUCAAGCUGUCUUCGAAAUCAUUGAUUAUUUCAAUGAAUGGGUUUCUUCUGCAACGCAUAAGUUAAGUGAUUCAACGCUUCCAAAGGCUGAUGCAUCCAUCCUAAAAAAGAGUCGUGAACAUGUCGAGAGCUUACUUAAUGAAAUUCCAAUGGAACUCAUAGCGCUCACAUCUUCUGAAUGUGAUUCCUAUGAGAGAACCAUUCUUUAUCUCGAAAAAUGUUCUCGAGAAGGCAAGGUCAAGACCAAUAAUCGGCUCGAUAACCUUAGCAUCACUUCAACUUUGCAAUCCGUUUACUCAAACAUUGACGAUUACGAUGCCUUAGACGGUGUGUUAAAGAAGUUCUCCACUAAUAACUUGGCAGAGAAGCUAGACACAUUUCAGUAUAAUGAAAAUUGGGCAAUUGCGCAAGAGUCAUUCGAGGUCCUCAGCACUAUCGGUGGUUAUGACGAUCGCAUUGAGUGUAAUACAAAGCUACUUAAGUCUUUGGCAAGUCACGGACUUUAUGACCAAGUGAUUCAGCGUUUGAACUCGAAGGUGAAGAGGAUCAGUCAACUUCCACCACCUUGGGGAAUGGUUGGUCUUGAAGCUGCAACUGCCAUUGCAAACACGGAAGAGAUGAAAAAGUGGCUGAAGCUCACCAGAAUUAUCGGAAGUGGCUCUGACGUGGAAGAUGUUUUCCAUUCAAAAUUUGCAUCAGCACUUCUUGCGUUGGAACGGGGUGAAAUCACUAGCUUUGAAUCAUCGAUCGAGGAGAUAUAUUCUUUAUUGGGCCAGUCGCUUUCGCUGUCUAGAUCGUCAUCGUUCUCAAGGAAUUCGACAUUCAUGUUGCAGCUUCACAUACUAUACGACACCUCAGCAAUUGUCCUUAAUAACGGUAGCCCUACCGACUCGAGUGCUGAACAGAUAUUAAAGGAACGGAUGAGCAAUACUGACUUAUCCUUCGAUAGCCAGUGGACUGUUCUAUCUAUGAGGAAAGCAGUGACGGUCGUGACUGGAAACUUGGACAAAGUGUCAGACAUCCUAUUGGAUUGCUCUCGGAUUGCCCGUCGAAGUGAUAGGUUAGACCUUGCCACCAAGUGUAUCAUGAACGCAAUGACUCUUGAUGAUAGUGAGGCGAAUAUUGAAUAUGCGAACCUUUUAUGGGAUCAGGGCAAACAAACCGAGGCUAUCAAAACGUUGUCGGAUAACCUUGCCUUUCAAAAGUCACAAAAACCAGAGAGACAAGCAAGAAAUCAGUUGCAAUAUGCAAUUUGGCUCGACGAAUCGAGUCACUCCUCGUCAUCAAAGAUCAUUGCCGAGUAUUCCAAGGCCUACAAGUUAGAUCCUUCGUGGGAAAAGCCCUACUAUGACCUUGGAAGAUAUCAUAGUAAGUUGAUGGAAUCCCAAAAUGACACUUCCGGGUAUUUCGAACAACAAAUCAUCAGAUACUUUUUGAAAGCAUUGGCAUUGGGCCCUUCCUACAUCUUUGAAGCCCUUCCCAAGUUCAUUACAGUCUGGCUUGAUUUUGCUCAACGAACCAAUAAGGCUAGAGAUGCCGAGAGAAAACUCAACCAAAUUGUUCAUGACAUCAACACCUAUAAAAAUACGAUUCCAAUUUAUGUGUGGUAUACAUCCAUCACACAAAUACUUUCGAGAAUCACUCAUCAGCAUCAGCCAAGUGUCGACCUCAUGCAAAGUAUCAUUGAGUCUUUGAUCGCAGCAUAUCCAAAACACAGUUUAUGGUAUGUAUUGUCGCAUGUUAAAUCGAAAGAUGCUGUAAGACGGCAGCGUGUUUUGAAGGUUCUCAACACUUCAAAAGCGACCAAGCUGCUAGCCGAAACUAUUGUGAGUGCAAAAAGUUUGUUUGAAACAUUGGAAAGUGUCGCUGCCAAAAAAGUUAAGAAAUCCCAGAAGAAGCGGUGGCUCUUGACGGAAGAUUUUGGAGUAACUGAUUUACAUAAAAAGUAUGACUCGUUAGUCAUUCCUGUUAAAACCAAUUUGGAGAUCAAGCUUCCGGCAACACGUCAUACAAGCAAACCAGGAUCUGCAUUCCCAAAGUCAUCCUCAAUUACGUUUGAUGGUUUUGAUGAAGAGGUCAACAUCUUUCACUCUUUACAAAUGCCCAAGCAGAUUACAAUAAGAGGUACGGAUUAUAAAGCUUACAGACUCAUGUUGAAGAGGGACGAUACGCGCAAAGAUGCAAAGGUAUUUGAAUUCUCCAACAUGAUCAAUAGGCUUUUGUCGUUGAAUAACGUUGCCAGAAAAAGAAAUUUAGUGAUUGAGAACUAUUCGGUUAUACCCUUGGCCGAGGACAUGGGAGUUAUUGAAUUUGUUCAAGAUGUCCAAACGAUGAAAUCAGUUAUUCAUGAGCAGCAAAAGAAGCAUGGAAAAGUUCCUCACGAUCGAAAGAUAUUUAUGAAACUUGAUGAAGCACAGAAGCUUGUCAAAGCGAAUUAUGCGACAGACGAAAAUGCCAUGACCGCUUUAGUAGGCCUUUUUGAGAAGAUUUGUGAUGAAUUCCCUCCAGUGCUUCACCAGUGGUUUAUCGAUCAGUUUUCAGAUCCAGCUUUCUGGUACCUUGCUCGUAAGGCCUACACUAGAACAGCGGCUGUGAUGUCCAUUGUCGGAUACAUUAUUGGUUUGGGAGACCGUCACUGUGAGAAUCUUCUAUUUUUCAAAAGAAAUGGCGCUGCGCUUCAUAUCGAUUUUGACUGUCUCUUCGAAAAAGGUCUUACCCUACCCACUCCAGAGAUAGUGCCAUUUAGAUUGACUCAGAAUAUGGUUGAUGCGAUGGGAAUUACAGGAAUUGAAGGAACGUUCAGAAUCACUAGUGAAGUCACUGGACAAAUUUUGAGAGAGAACGAGGCUUCUUUGAUGAAUAUCCUUGAGACUUUGAUCUAUGACCCUUUGUUGGAUUGGAAGACUCAAGAAAACCCACAAGAUCACUUGAGAAAAGUGAGAAGAAAAAUUCGUGGUCUUCUUGACGAGAAGGAGGGGUUGCCCAUGAAUAUUCAUGGACAAGUUGACGUAUUGAUACAGGAAGCCACUUCGAAGGAGAACUUAGCUCAAAUGUAUGGUGGAUGGGCACCAUACGUUUGA